GAGAGAGAAUUAGGGCUCAGGCUAAAGGGCCAGAAUGGCAUCAUGAAGAAGAAGUUCAGCGCUCUGCAAAAAGACAUAGAGGCCCAGAAGGAGGAGAUCAAGGCUUUGUUUGACCAAAAGAAGGAGUUGUAUCAGACCAUCGGCAGCCUCGAGAAGGACAUUAUGAGCCUGAAAAGGGAGAUCCACGAGAGGGACGAGACUAUUGGCGACAAAGAAAGGCGCAUAUACGACCUCAAGAAGAAAAAUCAAGAGUUAGAAAAGUUUAAAUUCGUCCUGGAUUACAAGAUCAAAGAGCUGAAGAAGCAGAUUGAACCCAGAGAGAUGGAGAUUGGGGAUAUGAAAGAUCAAAUAAAAGACAUGGACGACGAGCUGGAAAGAUACCACACAACCAACGCCAGCUUGGACCUCAUCAUUUCCAACUCCAAGUUGAAAGAAAACGGUCUAGUUAAGGAAAUCCAACAGCAGCAGAACGCCAAGAACGACGCCUUGCUGCUGGUGAAGCGUUUGAGGACGGACCUCCACGAUGUCGUGCAGUACCUCCAGGACCCAAAACUUCUCAAGGAAAAGGUCAAGGAGAUGUAUCACACGCACGUUCACAAACACAUUCAGCCCGUGGCAGUGGAGGAAGACAUCCAAGCGGAGUACCAGAGGCAGAGAGACUACCUCGAAAAGACGGUGGAGGGACUCAAACGGAAGUUGAGCAAGGAGACAGACAUGCAUAAGAUGAACACAGCCAGGAUCAUACAGGAGAACGUGGCUUUAAUCAAGGAGAUCAACGAGCUCAGGAGGGAAAUAAAGGCCUGCAAACAGAUGACUGGCGCACUCAGAGGUCCGCCUUCAGCCGCAGUCAGCAGCUUGCCGCCCACUACAGCUGGCGGCGACGGUGUGAUGAAAGCGGAGUUGGAGGCCCAGCAUCAGCUCAUAAAGCAGCUGCAGCAGGACCUGGCAGAGAAAGAGGCGCGGAUAAAGGCGCUCGAGCAAACAGUCAUCCCGAGGCCAGUGUCCAGGGAGCGCCUGCCUCCGGUGGAUGGGAUGAACGAUCCCAACCUGUCCACUGGGGGGGAGACCCCGAGAACGCCUUAG
Messenger RNA from Ostreobium quekettii, 1083 nucleotides. The record is from the annotation of a GenBank genome assembly. NCBI's taxonomy places the organism in Eukaryota, Viridiplantae, Chlorophyta, Ulvophyceae, Bryopsidales, Ostreobiaceae.